Molecule: messenger RNA, 1524 nt
Organism: Populus nigra (black poplar)
Lineage: Eukaryota; Viridiplantae; Streptophyta; Magnoliopsida; Malpighiales; Salicaceae
Product: putative SWI/SNF-related matrix-associated actin-dependent regulator of chromatin subfamily A member 3-like 1
Exons: 2
Coding region: 1-1524 (507 amino acids)
Molecular function (GO): ATP-dependent chromatin remodeler activity; ATP binding; nucleic acid binding
Source: RefSeq, a predicted model, not a curated record
AUGGAAGAAGGUCAAAAGGAGCCAGUUUCAUUUGCUUCUGAUGAUAGUCAGAGUACUUCACAAGAAGAAAUUCGAGAAGGUGAACAGAAAAAUGAAAGCCUGAACAUGAUUCUUGAUGCUUGGAAAGAUUCGUUUACUUUUGAAGAUCGGCGAUAUUCUUCUUCACAACAAAGCUUGCAUGAUACCAUCUUUGUUUGUUCUAUUACCACCAAAAUUGUAGGCCUCGGAGCUAUAGAAUUCAAUGACCACGAAUUGCUUGAAUUGGUACGUUAUCCACAAAGCCCUUUUGAAAAGUCAGCUAUUAAGGUUUUUAAUUCUAGUUCUGUGGAAGUGGGUUACCUUCAUAUUCCAGUUGCUAAGGUUUUAUCUCCUUUAGUCGAUCUUCAAAAAAUUAAUCUUGAAGGUGAGGUAACUAAUUCAAGAAAUCGAUAUGAUAGUUCUAUGCCUUGUCUAGUUAAAAUCUUUUCGAAGUCAGAUGAUACACAGAACGUUCAAAAUUGGAUUUUGCAGAAUAGUUUGUGUUUUUGUGAUCAACCUGGUCCAAGUUUCAGGGCAUACGAGGGCAUGGGGGUUCAAGAAAAGAAUAUGAUAAAAUUGGGGACUUUGGAGCCACCAAAGAAUGUGAUUAAAGCUAAACUUCUUGAUCAUCAAAAGGAGGGGCUGUGGUGGUUGGUGAGUAAAGAGAAGUCUGAUGAGCUGCCCCCUUUUUGGGAGGUGAAAGAUGGGUUGUAUCUGAAUCUUUUGACAAUGCAUCAAACAGAUAGGAAACCAGAGCCUUUGCAUGGUGGGAUUUUUGCUGAUGAUCAUGGAUUGGGAAAGACUCUAACUUUUCUUUCUUUGAUUUCUUUUGAUAAGGUUGGCACCCUUCCUGAAGCAACAGGUAAGAGGGAUAUGGUCAUGUCUGUUUCUAGUGGGAAGAAGAGGGGUGGCCUAGUGAGGGGAAAGGGCACCGGAGGACAAAAAACACAUACCCUUUUGGGUAACAAUACGAAAGAAAGUUCUUUGGGCAUGGCUGAUGAGUCUUCUAGUGCUUUGGUUACUAAGCAAACAUUAAUUGUGUGCCCUUCUGUUGUGUGUUCAACAUGGGAAAGCCAACUACAGGAACACACUCAUAAAGGAUCCCUCAAGCUAUACAAGUAUUAUGGAAACAGCAGGACGAAGGAUGUUGAGGAGCUUAAGAAAUAUGAUAUAGUGUUGACCACAUAUAGAACCUUGACUGCUGAGUGCUUUCGAAGCAAGCGGUGCCCUUUGAGGAAGAUCGAGUGGUGGCGAGUCAUUUUGGACGAGGCUCAUGUGAUUAAGAAUGCAAAUGCCAGGCAAAGUCGGGCAGUCACGAAAUUUACUGCUAGGAGGAGGUGGACUGUUACAGGAACACAUAUCCAGAAUGGAUUGUUUGAUUUAUUUUCCCUGAUGGCCUUUCUCCAGUUAGAUCCACUCUCUAUAAAACGCUACUGGCAAGGCCUGUUGCAGAGACCACUUGCUGAUGGGGAUGAGAACCUACUGCAGGUAUUGACAAUGGAAUAG